Molecule: messenger RNA, 890 nt
Organism: Candidula unifasciata
Lineage: Eukaryota; Metazoa; Mollusca; Gastropoda; Stylommatophora; Geomitridae
Source: the annotation of a GenBank genome assembly
UGUCACGGUUCGGCAUGAGCCCAAGUUCCUGCAUGGCCUCCUCUAUGGGCGGCAUGGGAGGAAUGUCAUCAGGCAUCAACCCCGCUCUGGGGAUGACCCACCUCGGUGACCCCACCAAGGGUGGCAUGGCCGGCUUCUCCAUUGCUCAGAGGAGGAAACGUCGUGUUCUGUUUUCCCAAGGACAGGUGUACGAACUAGAAAGGAGAUUUAAGACACAGAAGUACCUGUCGGCACCUGAACGUGAGCAGAUGGCCAUGAGUAUUGGGCUCACUCCCACCCAGGUGAAAAUAUGGUUCCAGAAUCAUCGUUACAAACACAAAAGGCAACAGAAAGACAGAGAAAAGAUGGAAACGUCCAGCUCUAAGGAGUCCGGCAGUGGGGGACAGUCUCACGGCAGUUCUAGUCACAAACACAACACGAGCUCAUCGACCGGCUCUUCGGCCUCUUCAUCUUCUUCGUCGUCCCCGCGAAAGGUGACGGUACCAGUUCUCAUCAGGGACGGGAAGUCCACGUCAGACAAUGGCAAUGGAGGUAGUGCUGGUGGAUCUACUGGAUCCUCAUCGGCGUCAUCAGCCUCGUCGUCAUCUUCUCUUAUCGGACAUAACCAUCAGCAUCUGGGCAGCAGUGGAGUUGGAUCUCCUCUAGGGAGUUCAUCUCUGCACUCUUCUUGUGCCGUCAACAAGAACAGUCUCUCCCACCACCACCAUCACGACAACUUCCUCAGCACGCCAUCUCCGGACCUUACAGCUGCGCUCACAUCCCAUGGACUCAACCAGCCAACUCUGUCCCACCAUGGCCUACACCACAGUAUGGGGUACGCCACCGGAGCAGUCAACGGCAACGCCCUUGCCUCUCCCACUCCUUAUCUAAUCAACGGCAGGACCUGGUAA